AUCCAUCAUUUUCGGACCCACAGAGUCACCCCUGGCCACAACUUGAUCUUGAUAGUUGAGUUUUGUAAGAUGGAAGCCUCAAAGGCCUCGGAUCGCAACGGCUUAUUCAAUCACAUAUUUCUCCUGUAAAAUACCAUCACACCCCGAACCCCGCCACUCCGAUCCCGAUACGACGUCGUCCGGCAAUCAGUCAUAGAUUUCAUAGCUGAACCAGAACUAGACUUCAAACAGGCCACGUCAGCAAGUCAGUUAGUCGUUAGUUGCUGGGAUCGAGCGGGAGGCAAAAGGGAGGGAUUAUAUAAGUGCACCGAAGGUGUUUGAUAGAAUGUCGCUGAGAGAAAAGAUAGAGGCAGAGGCUUCAUUCAAGAUCAGCAAGAAAUACCCUUUCAUCUUCGCGGCACACUCAGGCGGAAAGAACGGAUGAAGAAUUUGAUGGCAUCUUUUGAAGCGGUGGCUGGCAAUGAACCUGGGAAUAGCAGUAGCAGAGAGGAGCCAGUGCAAAGCAGUGAUGCUAUGAGGAAGCCUCGGAUUUUACUUGCUACUACUGGAAGUGUAGCUGCCCUAAAGUUUGUCAGCCUCUGCCAGAUUUUUUCUCAAUGGGCGGAAGUAAAAGCAGUUGCCACAAGAGCAUCUUUGUGUUUCAUUGAUCGAGCAUCGCUUCCAAAGGAUGUGAUUAUUUACACUGAUGGGGAUGAGUGGGCCAGUUGGAGGAAAAUUGGAGAUAGCGUGCUUCACAUCGAGCUUAAAAAAUGGGCUGAUAUCAUGGUUAUUUCUCCAUUGUCAGCAAACACACUAGGCAAGAUUGCUGAGAGAUUGUGUGACAAUCUACUCACCUGUCUUGUAAAUGCAUGGGACUGGAAAAAGCCUUUGUUUGUUGCGCCAGCCAUGAACGCCUUGAUGUGGAGCAAUCCCUUCACCGAGCUACAUGUGAUGUCUAUUGAUAACCUAGGAAUUUCACUCAUCCCACCUAUCCGUGGUGAAAUGGCUGAGCCUUCUACAAUCAACUCCACUGUAAGACUCUUUUACGCUCACAAAUUCAACAGGGUUGCUGCAUUGGAUGCACUACAAGACAAUUCUCUGAGGAAGCCACGGAUUCUACUCGCUGCUAGCGGGAGUGUAGCUGCCAUAAAGUUUGCUCACCUCUGCCAUAGUUUCUCUGGAUGGUCAGAAGUAAGAGCAAUUGCCACAAGUGCAUUAUUUCAUUUCAUCGAUAGAGCAUCACUCCCCAAGGAUGUAAUACUCUACACCGACGAAGAAGAAUUGUCCAGAUGGAACACAGAAUAUGAUAGUGCGUGUCCCAUUUAUCUUCGCCAUUGGGCUGAUAUAAUGGUUAUUGCCCCAUUGUCAGCAAACACACUAGCCAAGAUUGCCCGGGGAUUGUGUGACAAUCUACUCUCCUCAGUUGUAUAUGCAUGGGAUCACAACAAGCCUUUAUAUGUUGCACCGGCCAUGAACGCCAUGAUGUGGAACAAUCCUUUCACAGAGAAACAUUUGAAGACGAUUAGGGAUGAACUCGGAGUUAAACUUAUCCUUCCUCGUACAAAGAAUGGUGCAAUGGCUGAAAUUGAUGUGAUUGACGGUUUUGUGAAAGACCGUUUACUAGGCAAAAUUUGAUUUGCACCGUACUACUGUAGAAUUAGGCAGGUGCAUGUAAUGUGUUUUGGUAUGUGGAACCAGGCGAAACGAAUCUGCAGUUGUAAUUGGGAUUGAUUACUUGGUUUCAGGUUGUGAUCACUUUCUGCUUCGGUCCUAAAUAUGUUUCCACUCCACAUAUCAGAAGAAAAUUUUUCUGAUCAGUUUGAAUGGUAGUUGUGUACUGCAAUAUAUGGUCCUUUAAUUCUCAAA
Molecule: messenger RNA, 1845 nt
Organism: Pyrus x bretschneideri (Chinese white pear)
Lineage: Eukaryota; Viridiplantae; Streptophyta; Magnoliopsida; Rosales; Rosaceae
Exons: 4
Coding region: 421-1614 (397 amino acids)
Biological process (GO): coenzyme A biosynthetic process
Cellular component (GO): phosphopantothenoylcysteine decarboxylase complex
Molecular function (GO): FMN binding; phosphopantothenoylcysteine decarboxylase activity
Source: RefSeq, a predicted model, not a curated record